Messenger RNA from Magnolia sinica, 1848 nucleotides. RefSeq names its product small ribosomal subunit protein mS47. The transcript is spliced from 15 exons. NCBI's taxonomy places the organism in Eukaryota, Viridiplantae, Streptophyta, Magnoliopsida, Magnoliales, Magnoliaceae. Gene Ontology annotation, biological process: L-valine catabolic process. The coding region runs from base 16 to 1458 and encodes 480 amino acids. Gene Ontology annotation, molecular function: 3-hydroxyisobutyryl-CoA hydrolase activity. The record is from RefSeq and is a predicted model, not a curated record.
GAGCUGGUAAAACUAAUGGACGGCGUGGAUAAGACACAAACAUCAUCGUGGGGUCACAAAGUUUUCUCAGGAUGCUAUAGCGCAUUUAUUCUGUACGCAAUCCGCUUCCAUAGUCCGGGUGGAGCUCGCUAUAAAAGUGACAGUUCAUCUGAGCAGAGUGCUGGGUUUCAUUGUCGAGAGGAGAGGGUCGACUCCCAAUCUCUCUCUUCUAUUUCAGAUCUCAAGAAAAAGAAAGGAAAGAUGCAGAGCUUCAAAGUUCUGUUAUUGAAGCGAUCUCUCCCCACCUUUCGCUUUCAUCCUCACCAAUACAGAAGCCUCUCUGCUCAUCCCAGCAGCGCCCCAAACGACGAUCUCCAAAACCAAGUACUAGUCGAAGGCAACGCUAAUUCUCGAACUGCGAUUCUCAAUAGACCCUCCUCUCUCAAUGCUCUCACUACUUCAAUGUCAGCGCGGUUGAAGAAGUUGUAUGAGUCCUGGGAAGAAAAUUCCGAUAUUGGUUUCGUUGUGAUGAAGGGCAGUGGCAGAGCGUUUUGUGCAGGCGGUGACGUUGUUACCCUUUGUCGAUUACUCAAUGAAGGAAAGGUGGAAGAUUGCAAGGAUUUUUUUAGGACGCUAUAUAAGUUCAUCUAUGUUCUAGGCACAUAUCUGAAACCACAUGUUGCCAUUUUGGAUGGUGUUACCAUGGGGGGUGGUGCUGGAGUUUCAGUUCCGGGGACAUUUCGUGUGGCAACAGAUAAUACUGUAUUUGCUACUCCAGAAACUCAAAUUGGUUUCCAUCCUGAUGCUGGGGCUUCCUUUUAUCUCUCACAUCUACCUGGUUAUUUAGGGGAAUACCUGGCUCUAACAGGAGAAAAACUCAAUGGAGUGGAAAUGAUUGCUUGUGGCCUUGCAACACACUAUUCGCUCAGUGCAAGGCUUGGUUGGAUCGAAGAACGACUUGGCAAAUUGGUUACAGAUGAUCCUUCUGUGAUUGAAACUUCUUUGGAGCAAUACGGUGACCUUGUAUAUCCAGACAAGAGGAGUGUUCUUCACAGGAUUGAGACUGUUGAUAAAUGUUUUGGCCUUGACACGGUUGAGGAGAUUAUUGAUGCUUUGGAAAGUGAGGCAGCCAAAUCAUAUGAUGAAUGGUGUACUUUGGCACUCAAGAAACUAAAGGAAGCAUCACCUCUAAGCUUAAAAGUUUCCUUAAGAUCGAUACGUGAAGGUAGAUAUCAGUCUCUUGACCAGUGCUUAGUUCGUGAGUAUCGCAUGUCCCUCCAUGGGAUCUCUGCACGGGUCUCUGGCGACUUCUGUGAGGGUGUUCGGGCACGACUGGUGGAGAAGGACUUUGCUCCUAAGUGGGAUCCUCCAUCUUUGUACCAAGUGUCAAAAGACAUGGUGGAUCACUAUUUUUCUCCUCUUAGUGAAUACGAACCGGACCUAAAGCUGCCCACCACGAUGCGAGAAGCUUUUAUCUGAUUGGUGAUCCUGCAGAUGUGCAGUUUGAGGUUCUAUUGCUUAAGUCAUCUGGGGAAGAGUGUAUUAGGAGCCAUUUUGAGAAGUGUAGGAGCUGGGAGAGGAAGGCGAUCAUCUAGCCAGUUUUCUUGGCGACUUCAAGUUGGAAUCUUUGAAGCAGAUUUUUUUUUUUAAUGGGAAGGUAGAUGGGGCAUUGCUCAAAUUCAUAGGUUGCUUAUUCUUUUGUUUACAAGUAACUGAAAUAUGCCCAUCUACAGUGCAUUUUCAACUAAGAAGGGUUACAGCUAUUUACCCUUUCUUCCCUUAUGGUUUUGAUCUUUAUUCCUUGUAAUCUUCCCCUUCUUAGGAGUUUCUGAUAUUUUGCUGAAAAAGAUCAGCUUGCGGAUUUCUACA